Molecule: messenger RNA, 2974 nt
Organism: Thunnus maccoyii (southern bluefin tuna)
Lineage: Eukaryota; Metazoa; Chordata; Actinopteri; Scombriformes; Scombridae
Product: phospholipase A2-like
Exons: 3
Coding region: 2308-2781 (157 amino acids)
Biological process (GO): phospholipid metabolic process; arachidonate secretion; lipid catabolic process
Molecular function (GO): phospholipid binding; calcium ion binding
Source: RefSeq, a predicted model, not a curated record
UAAAUGCAUUUUUAAAACACACCAGAUAGUUGUUCCCUGCUGGCUGUGACAAUAUGACAUCACUGCCAAUCUUCAGUAGGAAUAUUAGUUUCUAUAAAGUCAUGUUUCAGAAUUCAUAGUUGAUUUUAAAAAAAAAAGACAUCAUAGGAAACAAAAUGUUGACGAUAUUUAAGGCAUGUCCUGAACAAUAGGAAAAACAGAACUCAUGUGACCAACACAUCAACACUGAUGAAGGGACCAGCACAUGAUCAUGACUGAUGCAGUCUGUACUUCUGAUGGCCUGAGUGUAUUUCAUGAAGUCUGAAAGACUGGAAUGUGUUUGGAGUUCAAGAUAUGACUUGCAGCAUCUAUUUACAUCAAUGUAUCAUUGUCAAAUCAUGACACAGAUGUAUAAUUGCCAUCAACAAAUGAGACAGGACCAUUAAUUAUUUUUGUUGUAUGCUAUAGGCCAGUAGAAGCUGACAAUCCCCUCAGUAGAGGUCUCAUUUGUUUGUGGUAAGUCUGCCGCUGGCGCUUGUCUUGCCACUGUCUCAAAACAAACAUGCUAAUGAUUUAUUGAUGUUAAGAUGCAACACAUUCAAAUAAAUUGCAUUAUCAUUAAAAUGUUGACCCUUUGAACCACAUAGGUGUGUAUGUUUCCAUUUUGAGACAUUUCUAUUAAAGAUUAAGUUAAAAAUUAAUGUGCAGGUUGUUUCAUCUUUGAUCUCAGCCCUUUUUAUUAACAGUGCUGCACUUUCAUUGAGUAAAUGGUUGAGUCGAACGUUGAGUCAUAGUAUAAAAAUGCAUGUAUUGUCAACCUCACUCUGACAUUCUUGAGCCUGAGUGGAAGGCAAAGUCUUAUUUGAGUCAUACUGAAUUUGAUGAUGAUAACUUUAACAUUCUUCUCCACAGCUAAUGUUUACAUGCCAUUGAGCACUUUGCUCCCAACCACUCAUAUCACCAAACCAUCCCUCUAAAUGUCUGGGAUUUUCCAUGUCCCUAUACAGAUGGUGGAAACUGUCAGUUUGCAAGUUAUAUUUACUCUCAUAGUAUCUCUCUCUUUUGGACACGAGGUUAUUACAUAACAAGUUACAACACACACAAAUAGAGACCACACUGUAUUGUACGACAUUGUACAAGUUUGUCUUGGGACUAAUUUACAAGUUAUUACCAAAUCAAAUACUACUGUGAAUGAACAAUACUGUGCAAAAGUGUGGAUGUGUUCAAAAGUAGUGCCAUUAAUAAAAACAAAGUGCUGUAAACAGAAGAAACUUAAAUCAAAUCAAUAUUUGGUGCGACCAUGCUUCACCAUUAAAACAGCACCAAUUCUCCUUGGUACACUUUCAUGCAGUUUGUCAAGGUACUUGGCAGGUCGGUUGUUUGAAGCAUUUUAGAGAACCUGCUGUCACAAUGUACUCAUGUAGUGCCGGACUCACUUGAUGAUGUUGAGAUCAGGGCUCUGUGGGAGCCAUACCAUCUGUCGCAGGACUCCUUGUUUUUCUUGUCACUGAAGAUAGUUCUUUAUGACUCUGGCUGUAUGUUUGGGGUCAUUUUCAUGCUGCAGAAUAAAUUUGGGGCUGAUCACAUGCCACCAUUACAUAGUGGAUAAAAAUCUAAAGUUCUCUGCAUUCCAUUCAAGUUCUUCCACACCAUCUUUAUGGUCUUUAUGGACCUUGCUUUGGGCAUGAAGGAGUUGAUGUAGUGUUAAAAUUUCCCUUAAUUGUAACAAUGGUCCUAGCCCAAACCAUGAAAAAAAACAGCCAUAGACAGGCAUGUCCACAUACUUUUGGCCAGAUUAUACUUUUUAAAAGUUACUUGAUUCAGUAUGAAUCGUUCCUUGGUUCAUGGUCAAACUUUCCACCAAUUCUUCUACUUUACAAGUUUGUGAGACCUUUUUGAUUGUUUACAUUGUUGAUGAUAUAUUUCAAAUAUAUUCAAUGAAUGAUAUGGUGCUUCCCACAUGGAUCUCCACCGCCAAGGCUGAGCAACAACAGUCUAGCCAAAACCUCAUACUUAUUUAACAACAAGGGUUCAGGUUCACAGAGAGUGUGAGAGUUUUUACUUUCUUGUACACAUGUUGGUUCAUGUUUGAAUCUCAGAGUCCAAGCAUUGCGAGGCACGUAACCCUGUGUCGUAUGAUCAGCUGACAGGGCAGAUCCCAAGGUCCCACCUUUUAUAUAUAAAGAGGGCCUGAUCUCAAAUCAAGAAGUAUUCUGUGACUUACUGUUUGAUUAACAGGAUGAAUACCCUCCAGACUCUCUUUCUCUUGGCUGUAGGGCUCUCUGUCGGUGAGUACAACUGGACAAAAACUGUUAAUCUACACACAAGAUGGUUGUGAAUAGAUGUAUUUUUGAGCACAGUGUAAAUGUGGUUCUGAUUAUGCCUGCUUGUUGUGCUUCAGCCCAGUCUUUGGAUAUCAAGGCACUCACUCAGUUUAGGAGGAUGAUGCUGUGUGUGAUGCCUGAUAGCUGGCCUGUUUUUGACUACGCUGACUACGGCUGUUACUGUGGAAAGGGAGGCUCUGGCACGCCUGUGGAUGAUCUGGACAGGUGCUGCCAAGUGCAUGACCAGUGCUACCACGAUGCUAUGCAGCACCCCAAGUGCUGGCCCAUCUUUGACAACCCUUACACCGAGUACUAUGACUACAGCUGUGAUAAGGAGAACAAGAAGGUCACCUGUGGCAAUGACAACGACGAAUGUGAGAUGUUCAUCUGUGAGUGUGACAGGAAGGCCGUUGAGUGUUUUGCCAGAUCAACUUGGAACCCUGAGCAUGAGCACCUGCCCAGUGACCGCUGCGAAUAAAGACCUCUGCUGUAUCAUAUGAAGAGCUAUACAGUCACAUACAGUAUAAUUUCUGUAUGGGACAGUAAAUUACUUAUACUGUAAUUUUGGUGACCUAUAACUAUCCUUCAUUCCCUUCAUGUGCUGAAUCUCUUUUGUUGGGUUUGAAGAAUUCAUGACAUUAAAUACAAUUAGAUCUGCGUCUCUCAUUUUA